GAGGUGGGGCAGUUGUUGCCAUGGCAACAGCAGACGAACGUUCAGUUCAGUGGUGGAGGGCGACAGGUAAAAUAGUAGUAAGGCGUGAACUUAUACAAAAAAUAGUCAUGAGGUGAAGUAUCACAUUCGAACAGAAGGAAGAGCGCCUACUACCCAAAAUAGUAAUAUUAAUGGAGUGUGAGACGAUGGAGCCGGUUCGCUCGACGCCGCCUCGCCACGAGAAAAGUUUGGGGCUCCUCACUAUAAAGUUUGUAGGUCUGCUCCAAGAGGCCAACGACGGCGUCCUCGACUUGAAAGUGGCCGCAGACAUCUUGGCAGUGAAGCAAAGGAGACGUAUAUACGACAUCACCAAUGUGCUGGAAGGUGUGGGCUUGAUAGAGAAGAAAAACAAAAAUGUGAUUCAGUGGAGAGGUGAAAACAAUGGGAAUCAAAACCAGGAAGUUCUUGACCAGGUGAGGGUUCUGCAAACCCAGAUCUCUGAGCUGGAGGCCCAAGAAAUAGAGCUGGACAAGCAAAGGAAUUGGCUGCAGCAGAACACAGACCACCUGAACCGUGAUCCAAUCACAAGCAAUUAUAAAUUUGUGACGCAUGAGGACAUCUGCAAUGCCUUCUGUGGUGACACUCUCCUCGCUGUCGUGGCUCCAUCUGGGACGCAGCUGGAGGUGCUGCUACCAGAGAAGGCUCAGACUGGUCGUAGCAACUACCAAGUGAACCUGCGUAGCAAGCUGGCCCCCAUAAAAGUCACACUUAUCAACCAAGACUCAGACAACGGCGUGCCGGUGGUCUUCCCUGUGCCCCCCACCGAUGUAAUUGUGACCGAUUCCAGCACCGCAUCUUCCCCAUUCUGUAGCCAAGAAUUCCUUGGCUCAGACCAGCAGAUGGCGUCGUCAAGACAAGACGCCAAUCUGUGGCAAGCAUCCACUCAAGUGCAUAUGGAACGACCCAAUGAUCUGGCGACCACUUUGGAACUGGAACAGAUGGACUUGGCUGGCCCAGAGUUUCAGUCUGUAUUGGAUACGUGCAACCUGCUGCGGCACAACAGUGUUGCGGAGCAAAUGAAGGAUGACAGGGAGAGUACAGAAGCUGUUGACUUUAUUGAUGAGCUGAUGUCUAGUGAUGGCAUGGACUACAGCUUCAUCCUUGACGACGGUGCUGGCGUGUGUGACCUGUUUGACGUGCAAGUACUCAACUACUAAGAGAUGACAUUCUGGGAGUACACUUCCUUUCCAUUUCGUUCUUUGACAUGUUUUGGUCUUUAAAGAGGUUACUCAUGACUAUUACUUUGUCCCUAUGAAGAGCGUUGAAAGUUUACAUGUCUAAAAUGCAUUCAGCAUUCGUACCUGCCCAAUUAUUUAAAUGAUCAACUCGGUCCAGAAAAUGACACAUGUUCGCAUGAUUUGUGUUUGAGACUUUAUUAAGUUAUGAGUGACAGAAACUCUAAUUGUGGCACUGCCGUUGUAGGCCUUGUUUUGCUUUCAUAUUGUUUAUUUUAUACAUGUACUAUCAAUUUAAGCAAGUAAAAAAAAAAUGUUUUGUUUUAUAUAUGUAUAAUCAUUUUAAGCAAGUUAAAAAAACUGCUUUGUUUGACGCCGAAUUGCCUUAUUUGUCACUAAGGUUUUCAUUUAUCUCGUGCAGUUGACUUAAUUGCAAGAUUUGAUUUUUCCUUCAAUAAAUGGGUAAGAUCUAUUUCCUUUCCUUCAAAUUUAAGAGUUUGCAGACAAGCAUAUGUCAGUGAAGUGACAGUGAGAAUUCAAUUUUUCAUCGGGGCACAAAAAUCACACAAAUUGUAAAGAAAAAAUAGUUUA
Corythoichthys intestinalis (scribbled pipefish) is the source of this 1805-nucleotide messenger RNA. It is a transcript of the gene e2f5, whose product is annotated as E2F transcription factor 5. The record is from RefSeq and is a predicted model, not a curated record. Gene Ontology annotation, biological process: regulation of transcription by RNA polymerase II. Lineage: Eukaryota; Metazoa; Chordata; Actinopteri; Syngnathiformes; Syngnathidae. The transcript is spliced from 8 exons. The coding region runs from base 171 to 1196 and encodes 341 amino acids. Gene Ontology annotation, cellular component: RNA polymerase II transcription regulator complex. Gene Ontology annotation, molecular function: DNA-binding transcription factor activity, RNA polymerase II-specific; protein dimerization activity; RNA polymerase II cis-regulatory region sequence-specific DNA binding.